Molecule: messenger RNA, 1381 nt
Organism: Branchiostoma floridae (Florida lancelet)
Lineage: Eukaryota; Metazoa; Chordata; Leptocardii; Amphioxiformes; Branchiostomatidae
Product: tubulin-folding cofactor B-like
Exons: 6
Coding region: 104-859 (251 amino acids)
Biological process (GO): cytoplasmic microtubule organization; tubulin complex assembly; post-chaperonin tubulin folding pathway
Cellular component (GO): microtubule plus-end; cytoplasm; nucleus
Molecular function (GO): microtubule plus-end binding; alpha-tubulin binding
Source: RefSeq, a predicted model, not a curated record
ACCAGACGAGAAAGAACAUUCCGGAAGUAAGACAGUGGAGGCAAAAAAAAAACGACGUUCAAAACAUUUGAGACUUCAAACCGCAGUAUCCAGUUUUUUCAAGAUGACUGAGUUUUCUGUCGUGACAGCGCCCGUCGUCAACGUCCAAAUUACCAGCUCCCUGAGCAGCUUCGGCUCAGAGAAACGCUUUGACAAGAGUCUGACCAUCGGUGCACUGAAGAUGAAGCUGGAGCUGAUCACGGGAUGUCCCACCGCACACAUGGACCUGCAGGUCUUCACAAAGGACAACAAACUGGUUGCAACUAUGAACAACAAUGAUGCUCUGCUGGGGUCGUAUCCUGUGGAUGAUGGCAUGAGAAUUCAUGUUGUAAACAAAGAUCCAUCCGUCCAAGUAGGAGACUUUGAGGAUGUUUCUAAAGUGGAGAAGUAUGAGAUGAAGGAUGAGGAGUAUGAGAAGAAACAAGACUCAGUCCUAGCAUGGAAGAAGAGAAACAAGCUGGGUAGGUUUGCAGAGAAGAGUGAGGAGGAGCAGGCCCGUGAAGAGGAGGAGAGAAAACAGAAGGAGAGAGCAGAGGAAGAGGCUGCUAAAGCCAUCACAGUAGGGUCACGGUGUGAAGUCAGAACGGCUAAUGCACCUGCUAAAAGGGGGGAAGUUGUGUAUGUAGGCCUGACUGACUUCAAACCUGGCUGGUGGGUGGGAGUCAAGUAUGAUGAGCCACUAGGAAAGAAUGAUGGCAGUGUGGCUGGAAAGAAAUAUUUUGAAUGCCCACCAAAAUAUGGAGGAUUUGUCAAGCCUGCUUUUGUCACUGUUGGGGACUUUCCUGAAGAAGACUUUGGAAUGGAUGAUGAUGAGAUGUAGAAUAGGAAACAUAAUGUCAAGUAAACAAAAUCAUAAUGGUCACAGUGAACUUUGACUACUACGCAAAAAUAGAAUCUGCUAAUGAAUCUGCUAAUCAGAUAAUGAAUAUGAUCAUGUGUAGCAUUUGAUUUUUAUCUGUAUCAUACUUUAUUCUCUUGAGAACUUUCCAUCAAUAAUUGAAAGUAUAGAUUAUAUGAAUUAAGCCACAAAAAAUUUGUCUGCAAUGGUAAUAAUGUUUUUCCAAUAGAACAUUUGUAUAUGAAGAAGCUAGUUUGUCAGAGAAACAUAUUCAUUUUUAUUUUUGGGGAGCUAAUCGCUGAUCCCAAAUGGAUGAGCGAGUUGCAUGUCAUGCAACUUUGUUUCUGUAAAAUUUGAUGCAUUUUGACAUGAGAUUGAGUGAUUUUGUAAAUGCACUUUGAAUUGAGGUACAACUGUAGAAUGUAUAUUUGGUUUGGAGGCUAUGUUAUACACCUGUGAUGUAUAUGAAAUCUGUGGGGACAGUAAAAUGUGUUGGACACUGUG